AUGAAUCAAACAGACAAAAAUCAACAGGAUGUCCCAUCGUACCUCCGCGAUGAACUGCCAGAAGGCUCGCUGAAGGACCACCCGCAGCAGCAGCCCGGCGUGCUGUCCCGCGUCACCGGCGGCCUCUUCAGCGUCACGAGGGGAGCCGUCGGCGCCACCAUCGGCGGCGUAGCUUGGAUCGGAGGGAAGAGCCUGGAGAUCACCAAGACGGCCGUCACGUCGGUGCCUGCCGUGGGAGUGGGGCUGGUCAAGGGAGGUGUUUCGGCCGUGGCUGGAGGCGUCACCGCUGUAGGAUCUGCUGUUGCGAGUAAAGUGCCUUUAACGGGGAAGAAAAAGGAUAAGUCUGACUAAAACAAACGAAACUGAGACGCACUUGAUUCUUUGGAAUAUUACGUCGGUGGCAUUAAAAUCUGCUAAGAUUGGGACCACGAGAAGCCAUGUGUCU
Messenger RNA from Tinamus guttatus (white-throated tinamou), 445 nucleotides. It is a transcript of the gene TMEM263, whose product is annotated as transmembrane protein 263. Lineage: Eukaryota; Metazoa; Chordata; Aves; Tinamiformes; Tinamidae. The record is from RefSeq and is a predicted model, not a curated record.